Messenger RNA from Papaver somniferum (opium poppy), 1563 nucleotides. RefSeq lists its product as uncharacterized. The record is from RefSeq and is a predicted model, not a curated record. Bases 1 to 1563 code for a protein of 520 amino acids. NCBI's taxonomy places the organism in Eukaryota, Viridiplantae, Streptophyta, Magnoliopsida, Ranunculales, Papaveraceae. The transcript has 2 exons.
AUGAAUCAACUCAAGGCACAAGGAUCUAGAAAACUUCCUUCACAACCGUUGAACCAUAAGGAGAACGUCAAUGCUAUUGAGCUAAGAAGUGGGAAGCAAGUAGAAAAACCGGCAACAUUACCGGAGCACCAUGAAUCUGUUUUAGAGCAACAAGAGGAUGAAACAGCCCCUAACAAGGCUGAUUCGGUACCAAAUUUUAACUCUAAACCUCUUGUUUCUACUAAUGUCACUUCUCCUCCUUUUCUUAGUAGGUUUGCAAAGUCCAAGAAGGAGACACUAUACAAAGAGAUUUAUGAGAUCUUCAAGAACAUUCAAGUGAACAUACCACUCCUUGAGGCGAUAAGGCAAGUUCCUCGCUACGCAAAGUUCUUGAAGGAAUUGUGCACUAACAAGCACAAAUUGGUCGGUAAUGAGGUUAUGUAUGUGGGUGAGAAUGCUUCCGCGUACCUUCAAAAGAAACUUCCACCGAAAUUGAAGGAUCCCGGUAGUUUCACUAUACCAUGUACAAUUGGUACAACCAGGUUUGAUCGUUCUUUUCUAGGUGCAACUAUUAAUGUUAUGCCUGCCUCAAUAUAUGAAUCGUUAGACCUUGGUCCUCUUAAGGAUACCGGUAUUAUCAUUCAACUUGCUGAUAGGUCCACUACUUACCCGAAAGGGGUUGUGGAAGAUGUUUUGGUGCAGGUUAACGAGCUGAUUUUUCCUGCAGAAUUUUAUGUUCUAGAUAUGAGGGAUGAAGAUUCACCCUCGUCUACACCGUUGCUGUUGGGUAGACCUUUCAUGAGAACUGCUAGAACUAAAAUUGACGUCUUUAAAGGCACCAUAACAAUGGAAUUUGACGGUGAACCCAUAAGUUUCAACAUAUUUGAGGCUAUGAGAUAUCCCAGUGACAUACAUUCAUGUUUUUCAGUGGAUGUGAUUGAUUCUUUAGCUCAACAAACGUUUGAGUUAGACGGUGAUGAUGUGUUAGAGAAAUCUAUACUGAAAAGUUUAGAUUGUGUAAAUCAUGAUGACAUGAAAAGUGAUAUAGAAAUGUGUGAUGAGCUUAAAGAAGCACCUGUCCUUGAAUUGAAACCUCUUCCAGAUCACCUCAAGUAUGUCUAUUUAGGUGAGAAGGAAGAGUUACCGGUGAUUAUUGCCAAAAACCUCACCAAGGUGCAAGAAGAGAAUCUUAUUCGUAUGCUAAGAGAAUACAAAUCUGCCAUAGGAUGGACCAUUGCAGAUAUCAAGGGAAUCAUCCCUUCCACGUGUAUGCACAAAAUAAUUCUUGAGGAGGGGGCUAAGCCAACUAGAGAAGCUCAACGUCGCUUAAAUCCUCCAAUGAUGGAAGUGCUGAAGAAAGAAAUCCUGAAGUUGUUGGAUGUAGGGGUUAUCUAUCCCAUAUCCGAUAGCAAAUGGGUAAGUCCUGUUCAAGUCGUUCCAAAGAAAUCCGGUGUCACAGUGGUGAAAAACGAAGAUAAUGACCUAGUUCCAACUAGAAUUCAAACCGGUUGGAGAGUUUGCAUUGAUUAUCGGAAGCUGAAUUCUAUUACCCGGAAAAGGCCAUUUUCCCUUACCAUUUAUUGA